CAGCCCCGGCCCAGUAGCUGCUUGGAACGCGUCGUGUGCAGAGUAUAUUACGGCAGCUGGAACCAUGGCCAUGGACGACUACGAGGAUGACAUGAGCAGCGUGGGCGUAACCACGGCGCGCAUCGAGAACCAACAGCACCACCAGCAGAGCCAUCAGCAGGGACAGGGACAGGGACAGGGCAGCGGGGGCGCCGUCAAGGUUGGCGGCUGGCGUUACGAGGACGCUAGUCGCUACAUUGGCGAAUGGAAUCAACGCGGACAGAAGCAUGGCAUUGGCCAUCUGCAGUUUGCCGAUGGCACCCGCUAUGAUGGACAGUUUCAGGAGGGACUGAGCCAGGGACUGGGUUGCCUUUGGUUUCCCGAUGGUGCCAAAUACGAGGGCGAGUUCCAUCAGGGUUGGUUUCAUGGGAACGGCAUUUUUUGGCGCUCGGAUGGCAUGAAAUACGAGGGUGAGUUUCGUGGCGGUAAAAUCUGGGGUCUGGGUCUGCUGACCUUUCAAGACUUUACGCACGGCUUUCCACGCAACGAGGGCUACUUUCAGGACUGCCGCUUCAUGCGGAGGCGUCGCUGCCCGGACGUGGUGCAACGUGCCCAAAAAUGUGCCCUAAUGGCGCGAUCGCAGAGCGAGCAUCCCUACUGAACAUCAGCUAACCCAUCGUCCCACCGUCCUAGAGAAACAUCAAAUAAAUAGUCGUUAUCUUAA
Drosophila novamexicana is the source of this 703-nucleotide messenger RNA. RefSeq names its product MORN repeat-containing protein 4 homolog (gene rtp). The record is from RefSeq and is a predicted model, not a curated record. The transcript has 3 exons. NCBI's taxonomy places the organism in Eukaryota, Metazoa, Arthropoda, Insecta, Diptera, Drosophilidae. The coding region runs from base 65 to 640 and encodes 191 amino acids.